AAUGUAUUUACCGCGGGGUCACCCGGCCUCUCCGAUCCGCCGGCAGCAGCGAAGCGGAGCCGCCAUCUUAAGACUCAGAGAGAGCAGGACAGUCGCCAUGUACCCGACCGCCCUGACACAGCUGGCCCGGGCCAACCCGUUCAGCGCCCCGCUGUUCAGCCUCCAGAAGGUGGAGGAGCCCCAGCACAGCCUCCAUGGACAGAAGCCCCGCAGGCUGGCGGCGGCCGCCACGGCAGACGAGGGAGACAGUUGUGAGUUCGGCUCUCAGAAGUAUUUCGUCCUGUGUGGAUUUGGUGGGAUUCUGAGCUGUGGCACCACACACACAGCCGUGGUCCCCCUCGACCUGGUCAAAUGCAGAUUGCAGGUGGACCCCGAUAAGUAUAAGAGCAUCGGUAACGGCUUCGCCGUGACGGUGAGGGAGGACGGCGUGCGCGGCCUGGCGAAGGGCUGGGCCCCCACCUUCAUCGGCUACUCCAUGCAGGGACUCUGCAAGUUCGGCUUCUAUGAAGUGUUCAAGAUCUUCUACAGCGACCUGCUGGGAGAGGAGAACACCUACCUGUGGAGGACGUCUCUGUACCUGGCGGCCUCGGCCAGCGCCGAGUUCUUCGCCGACGUGGCCCUGGCGCCCAUGGAGGCCGUCAAGGUCCGCAUCCAGACCCAGCCGGGCUACGCCAACACCCUGCGGCAGUGUGUGCCCAAGAUGUUCGCCGAGGAGGGCAUCUGGGCGUUCUAUAAGGGCGUGGUUCCGCUGUGGAUGAGGCAGAUCCCCUACACCAUGAUGAAGUUCGCCUGCUUCGAGCGGACCGUGGAGAUGCUCUACAAGUACGUCGUCCCCAAGCCGCGCAGCGACUGCAGCAAGUCGGAGCAGUUGGUGGUCACCUUUGUGGCCGGAUACAUCGCCGGAGUCUUCUGCGCCAUCGUGUCUCACCCCGCUGACUCGGUGGUGUCGGUGCUGAACAAGGAGAAGGGCAGCACGGCGGUGCAGGUCCUGAAGAGGCUGGGACCCCGAGGAGUGUGGAAGGGCCUGGUGGCUCGUAUCAUCAUGAUCGGCACCCUGACGGCUCUGCAGUGGUUCAUCUACGACUCGGUCAAGGUGUACUUCCGCCUGCCCCGCCCCCCUCCCCCCGAGAUGCCCGAGUCCCUGAAGAAGAAGCUGGGCCUGACGGAGUAACGCGUCCCCACCGCAGUCGUUUUCUAUAUUUAUGUCCCGAGCCGCCGCCCCGCUGUCCGGGUGGAGCUCCUGGCCGGGCGGAGCCGGGCGCAGCAGUCCUGUAGAAACACCAUUCCUCUGACUUCUGACUACUCCCUCACCUCUAUAAUAAAGAUGUUUCCCUGGAAGCC
This is a messenger RNA of Salarias fasciatus (jewelled blenny), 1341 nucleotides long. RefSeq names its product solute carrier family 25 member 3a (gene slc25a3a). The record is from RefSeq and is a predicted model, not a curated record. The transcript has 8 exons. Gene Ontology annotation, molecular function: phosphate transmembrane transporter activity. Gene Ontology annotation, cellular component: mitochondrial inner membrane. Gene Ontology annotation, biological process: mitochondrial phosphate ion transmembrane transport. NCBI's taxonomy places the organism in Eukaryota, Metazoa, Chordata, Actinopteri, Blenniiformes, Blenniidae. The coding region runs from base 2 to 1171 and encodes 389 amino acids.